CGGAGGCGGGAGCCCGAGUGGACGCCGGGCUGCUGCUGCUGCUGCAUGCGUCCUGGCCAGUGCUGGGGCGGCGGAGCGUCAGAAGAGGGGUGACGAGGCGAGAGAUUGGGAGACCCCCUGAAGGAACAGCGAGACUCGGAGACCAGAGACUCGCCCUGGAAGACCUGGGGCUCGGGGCGCGAGCGUAUUUCAUUGCGUUCUCAGGGGGAGUGCGCGGGGUUCGCCCCAUGGCCGGGACUCGCCCCAAGGCCGGGACUCCGGGCCGCGAUCCUUGGGGGGCCCCUGGGAUUUAUUACCUUCUCGGCUCCCUGCUCGCCGGACUGCUCUCCCCGGGGGCUGUAGCCUUCAAUCUGGACGUGAUGGGCGCCCUGCGCAAGGAGGGCGAGCCGGGGAGCCUCUUCGGCUUCUCUGUGGCUCUGCACCGGCAAUUGCAGCCCCGACCCCAGAGCUGGCUGCUGGCGGGCGCUCCCCAGGCUCUGGCUCUGCCUGGGCAGCAGGCGAAUCGCACCGGAGGACUCUUCGCCUGCCCCCUGAGCCUGGAGGAGACUGACUGCUCCAGGGUGGACAUCGACCGGGGAGCGGAUGUGCAGAAGGAGAGUAAGGAGAACCAGUGGUUGGGAGUCAGUGUUCGGAGCCAGGGGCCUGGGGGCAAGAUUGUUACCUGUGCACACCGAUACGAGUCGCGUCAGCGAGUGGACCAGAUCCUGGAGACAAGGGAUGUGAUUGGUCGCUGCUUUGUGCUAAGCCAAGACCUGGCCAUCCAUGACGAGCUGGAUGGUGGGGAGUGGAAGUUCUGUGAGGGGCGCCCGCAGGGCCACGAACAGUUUGGGUUCUGCCAGCAGGGCACGGCCGCUGCCUUCUCUCCAGACAGCCACUACCUCCUCUUUGGAGCCCCGGGAACUUAUAACUGGAAGGGCACAGCCAGGGUGGAGCUCUGUGCACAGGGCUCAGCGGACCUGGCACAUCUGGACGACGGGCCCUACGAGGCGGGGGGUGAGAAGGAGCAGGACCCCCGCCUCAUCCCGGUCCCUGCCAACAGCUACUUUGGUUUCUCCAUUGACUCGGGGAAGGCGCUGAUGCGAGCAGAGGAGCUGAGCUUUGUGGCAGGGGCCCCUCGUGCCAACCACAAGGGUGCUGUGGUCAUUCUGCGCAAAGACAGUGCCAGCCGCCUGGUGCCCGAAGUUACACUGUCUGGGGAGCGCCUGACCUCCGGCUUUGGCUACUCACUGGCUGUGGCUGAUCUCAACAAUGAUGGCUGGACAGACCUGAUAGUGGGUGCCCCCUACUUCUUUGAGCGCCAAGAAGAGUUAGGGGGUGCCGUGUAUGUGUAUAUGAACCAGGGGGGUCACUGGGCUGGGGUCUCCCCUCUCCGGCUCUGCGGCUCCCCCGACUCCAUGUUUGGGAUCAGCCUGGCUGUCUUGGGGGACCUCAACCGAGACGGCUUCCCAGACAUCGCCGUGGGGGCUCCCUUCGAUGGGGAUGGGAAAGUCUUCAUCUACCACGGGAGCAGCCUGGGGCUUGUCGUCACAGCUUCCCAGGUGUUGGAGGGCGAGGCCGUGGGCAUAAAGAGCUUUGGCUACUCGCUGUCGGGCGGCCUGGACGUGGAUGGGAACCAUUACCCGGACCUGCUGGUGGGCUCCCUGGCCGACACAGCUGUGCUCUUCAGGGCCAGGCCUGUCCUCCACGUCUCCCACGAGGUCUCUAUCCUUCCGAGAACCAUCGACCUAGAACAGCCCAACUGUGCUGGCGGCCACUCAGUCUGCAUGGACCUAAGGGUCUGUUUCAGCUACGUCGCAUCGCCCAGCAGCUACAGCCCUGUUGUGGCCCUGGAUUACACGUUAGAUGGGGACACAGACCGGAGGCUCCGGGGCCAGGUCCCCCGUGUGACCUUCCUGAGCCGUGGCCCGGAUGACCCUAAGCACCAGGCCUCAGGCACCGUGUGGCUGAAACGCCAGCAUGACCGAGUCUGUGGUGACACCACGCUCCAGCUUCAGGAGAAUGUCAAAGACAAGCUUCGGGCCAUUGUGGUGACCCUGUCCUAUAGUCUCCCGACCCCUCGGCUCCGGCGACAGGCUCCUGGCCAGGGGCUGCCCCCAGUGGCCCCCAUCCUCAAUGCCCACCAGCCCAGCACCCAGCGGACGGAGGUGAGCAUGGGUUCCAGCUUAGCCCAGGAAAAGGAGCCGUG
Molecule: messenger RNA, 2185 nt
Organism: Vicugna pacos (alpaca)
Lineage: Eukaryota; Metazoa; Chordata; Mammalia; Artiodactyla; Camelidae
Source: RefSeq, a predicted model, not a curated record